CCCAUAAUGCUUAGCAAAAUAUUAAGAAAGCUAGUGGGUCUUUCAAAGUAUUGGACAACAGUCUACUUUAAAAAUUACAUGUACAGUAAUUAGCAAAACACAACUAAAGUGUCUACUUUCAUUCACAUGGCGUAUCACAACAAUUUGAGAUAAACAAAAUGUACCGAAGAAUGUUAAGGCUAUGUGAACCCAGUGGCCUGUGUGGACCAUGUCUCUGAUCCUGUUUGCCCUGGUGGUGCGGGUCAGGGAUGGUCUGCCUCUCUCAGCCUCCACUGAAUUCCAACACAACCCAGAGCUGCAGGAGAGGAAGCAGCAGCUACGGGCCAUCUCCAAGGCCCUCAGCCUGUUCCCUGACAGAGGGGUGGUCAAGGGCCAUGACCUCAAUAUAUAUUUCCUCUCCAGUGAGGGCGUAUCCUACAUGAGCGUAUGUGACGCCAGGCUCCCUGCAGCCAUGGCCUUCUGUUUUCUAGAGGACCUGCGCUGGGAGUUCACAGCUCAUAUGGACAGCGCCAAGGUUGCCCUGGCAGCCAGGCCGUAUCCCUUUCUGGAGUUCGACAACAGCAUAGCCUGGCUGCAGCAGCAGUAUAACCAGAGGGGUGGUCCAGCGCUGGAGGUCACUCUGACCGAGGUACAGGAGGAUCUGAAAACCCGCCCUUUGCAGUUCCUCACUCUGGAGGAGGUGGAGUUUACCAACGGGUCAGCCAAUGGCCACGCGGAACAACUUUCUGAAUCCGGUCAGAACCAGAGGUUGGAGCCAGUGACCGCACCAGGAAUCCUCUCACUGGUCCUCAACAUCAUGUGUUCUUCUCUGAACCUCAUCAGGGGAGUUCACCUCAUAGAGUACACCUUCCAGGAUGAUUAUGAAGGAAUCUGGAACGUGGUGGCGUUUCUGCUGGCGUUCCUGUGCUGUGUCUGUCAGUGUCACCUGUAUCUGUUCCACUCUUCUCUGAAGAGGGUCAAGUCCCUGACACUGCUGAGUGUGGUUGUGGUCUGUAACUGCUUCCUGUUUGGUCUGAGGAAUGUCUGGCAGCUGCUGUUCCACCUGGCGGUGGCUGUCCUCGUCACCCUCCUCACCCUCAACCGGAAACUACAUGACAGAACCAAUGACUGCGGGGUCUGAAGGAGGGGGGACAUAACAUUGUUUUGUUUGUAUAAGGAUAAUUUGUUGCUUUAUUUCCAUGUUUAUUUGCACUGCGUUUACGUAGCGUCCCAGGCAGGUUUGAGGAGUAGUGGAGGCCCUAACCACGGGGUGGGGUGGGGUGUUGGAUGGUCCUCAAAUCGUCUUUUAGAAAUGAAUUCCAGAUGAAGACAAUAGUUUUGAACAAAUUACUUGAAUGAUAUGAAUUUGUAAUACUGACUGUCUGUCUAAUUAAAGGGCAUCCAUGUGACUAUAGCCAGUCAGACAGUAGGUCUACAUUGGACGAGGUAAUUGAGAUUACAUCAUCAGUGACGUAAAGAACAGUCACUGUCCAAUCAGACCACUGCUGUAGCUCAGUAAGUGAUAAUCAACUGCCAGUCUGAUUCUCCAGGGUCUAAAUGCAGCUAGUCUCACUAGAAUAGGAAAUGUACUGUGCUUUCAAUUCAAUUUGCUUUAUUGCUUUCUUUUGCAUUCUGUAGAAUUGACGAAUCAAAAUGUCUCACCAAAGUAUUUUGUUGUUUAUGCAGAAAGCUUCCCAGCAGGAGGUGCUUGACAUAUCCCUCUAGUUUUACAACCACAACACCAGGUGUUAUUCCUCUUCAUGGUGGUCAGUAUUUAGGAGUUAAUAUAGAUUUUUUAGAUCGUGGUUUUAUACUUUACAUGGCUAAGUAAGGUAUUAUAUUAUCAAUAUAAUGUAUCUAAUUUGUUGUUCAAGAAGGCUGUUGGUAAUAGUAUGUUGCUUGGUAACAAUGGUUGUAGUUUGAUUUUUUUUCUUAUAUCUAAAACAUAUGGAAAUCACAAGUUGAAAUUUAAUAUAGAAAUGUUUUAUAUUGUGUAGUUAAAAUAGAUUUUGUAACACCGUAAUAAUGUAGUGACAGUGUAUGUUGCUUUUGGUAGUCCUAAAACGAUAGAUAGAUCGAUCGAUUGAUGCUUUUGGGGCUUCUGAGUGGCGCAGCGGUCUAAGGCACUGCAUCUCAAUGCUCGAGGCGUCACUACAGAUCCUGGUUUGAUUCCAGGCUGUAUCACAACCGGCCGUGAUUGGGAGACCCAUAGGUCUCUUAACUUCGUUUAACUGACUUGCCUAGUUAAAUAAAAAAAUAUAUAUAGAUGUGAUUUGGGCUCCUUCCAGUCUGCGAUAUUUCUCAUGUCUAGUCUAAGGGCCCUGUUCAUGUUUUUACAGCAAUCUGGUAAAUAAGAAAUAUAAUUAAUUUCAGCAGAAUUUGAGCUGAAAAUACAUAUUUGAAAGAAACUAUUUACUGCUAUUUCUAUGAUUGAGAGAGUUUGAAUACAAAUUGUGAAUUGAAGAUUCAUACCCGCUCUACUGAAAUGAACAAAUCUUGGUGAUGUGUAGAUAUUUGUGUUCCUCAAGCACCUGAGCACUGGUAACGGAAUGUCCAAUAGUUUUAGAUCCAUGAUCAGUGAGUUUGCACUACGGUUGGCUUGUUUAGUGUUAACUACUGAACUCAUCUGGUUGAGGGAACAAUGUGGGGGUUGCAGGAAGACCCCCCCCCCCCAGGUAAAGCUGCUGUAACUCAUAGACCAAUAUGUUAAAUUAAUUUUUUUGUAUAAUUGAGUUUUGUUCUGUGUAAUAAUGGCUGCUUUAAUGUCAAGGAGUCCUUUACAGUUUCCUUAAAUUGUCAAUUGAAGUGGGGGAGAGAGCGUGUUAACGUUUCAGUCUACAAGGGGUAACAUUCAGGCCCUCCUUUUCAGUGUUGGGUGUGUCUUUCAUAACUGAAAUUGAUUAGAGAUACCUGUAUUAACACAUGGUUUACCUAUUGUGUGGUUUGUAUUUUCUAAAGUAAAAUAAACCACAGUCUGAAAGGUGCAGAAAUCUGAAUCAAAUUGACCAAAUGAAUUAUGUUGAUUGUUGCCAUGAACGUUCUAAAGUAUGAUGACAUUUCAAAUCAAAC
Messenger RNA from Oncorhynchus masou masou (cherry salmon), 3048 nucleotides. It is a transcript of the gene sec22c, whose product is annotated as SEC22 homolog C, vesicle trafficking protein. NCBI's taxonomy places the organism in Eukaryota, Metazoa, Chordata, Actinopteri, Salmoniformes, Salmonidae. Gene Ontology annotation, biological process: endoplasmic reticulum to Golgi vesicle-mediated transport. The coding region runs from base 209 to 1120 and encodes 303 amino acids. The transcript is spliced from 6 exons. The record is from RefSeq and is a predicted model, not a curated record. Gene Ontology annotation, cellular component: membrane.